Molecule: messenger RNA, 6520 nt
Organism: Hypanus sabinus (Atlantic stingray)
Lineage: Eukaryota; Metazoa; Chordata; Chondrichthyes; Myliobatiformes; Dasyatidae
Gene: josd1
Product: Josephin domain containing 1
Exons: 4
Coding region: 1290-1889 (199 amino acids)
Biological process (GO): protein deubiquitination
Molecular function (GO): cysteine-type deubiquitinase activity
Source: RefSeq, a predicted model, not a curated record
CGUAGUGCGCAGGCGGCGGUGGCGCGGCGCCUGUUGUCUCGGGCUGUUGGUGUGGGUUUCGCUCGGCGGACUGCGGGGCUCGGUCCUUUGCCUUCUGAGGCGGCGGCAGGUCGGUGCGUGGGCUCUGACUGGCCGGCGGCCUGGGGUCGGCUGGAGUCUGCGCUGCCGUAGCCCCGGACAGCGCACAGGAGGAUCCCAGGGCACAGAGCGACUCCAGGAACACACUGGUGGAUUCUAAGGCGCAGGGUAACGGCAGGGACCCUAUUGUGCGUCCCAAGGUUAAGGACUGAGGGUUCCCAGUGUGGCCGUACACGGAACAAAGCAGGGUCCUAUCGUGAUUCCAAGGACAGGAGGGUCGGGGAGUGAAACCUGAGGGAAGAGUGACUGUUGCCCAGCGGAGAGUGAGGUGCCCUCCCCCAGCGAACCCAGGGGAGAGUGGGGGGCCCCGGUUGAUUCCCAGGGGAGUGUCGUGGGUCCACCACCGCCUAAUUUAUGGUGAGAGUGGGGUCCACGGAGUGACUGAUCCCCAAGCGAUAGCGAGAUUCCCAGGGAGGAGAAGCUAGGAGUUGCAAUUCCCAAGGGGUCCCCAGCGUGAUCACCAGGGGAGGGGGUGGUGUUCUGAUGUGGAGGGAGAUCCCAAGAGUAAUCGCCAGGGGAGUGGGCAGUUCCAGAACAUUCUUCGCAGUUAGUGAUCCCUGUUUGGGUCCCAGAGCAGAGGGGAAACAUAGUGUUGUUUUUACAGUGGAGGAGGUGGAGUCCCAGGGUGAGUUGAGGCUAUCUGGAAGACCCUGUUGAUAUACCUGGGCAUGUCAACCACAGGAACAAGCACAGAAGCUACGAGGUCGACCAAAGGGAUGGUCUAAACAUCUGAGAAGAAUGCAACAAGAAAGACAGAUCCCUCUGCAACUAAGAAUAUUCUCGCAACAAAAGCCUUAUUGAGAGAUUAUAGAUACAACAUUGGAAUGGCUAACCUGCUGGGAACAAAAUACUGACUUCCGUCUUAAGCUUUCUGUUUGUUGGAGGAAAGUGUCCUUAGAAGAUUCUAUAAUUUAUGACCUUUCUUCAUUGGAGUCGUGCGGUAUAUUUUUUACGAACAAGGAAGUCACCAUGACGAGAUUUUGAAUGUCUCAGCUUUUGACUGAGUGCUGUGGAAUUGUGAAGAUAAUCAGUGUACCUGCUCAGAAGUCUUAACAUGACUAUAAGGGUCCUGGAAUGUGAACUGAGGUUGGGGUGUACCUUUCCUUGAAGUUUGGCUACCCUUCAGACAGUUCGCUUUACCGAACUGAAAAAUGAGCUGUGUCCCCUGGAAAGGAGACAAGUUAAAACUGGACUCCGAAGUACAGCCGCCCACUUUGAUUUACCAUGAGAAGCAGAGAAGGGAGCUGUGCGCACUACAUGCUCUCAACAAUGUCUUCCAGGAUGGGAGGGCAUUCACCCGUGAGACGCUGCAGGAGAUUUUUCAGAGGUUGUCUCCAAAUACCAUGGUAACGCCACAUAAGAAAAGUAUGCUGGGAACAGGAAACUACGAUGUCAAUGUGAUCAUGGCUGCUCUUCAAACGAAAGGUUACGAAGCAGUUUGGUGGGACAAACGAAGAGAUGUUAAUACUAUCGCCUUGUCAAAUGUGAUGGGCUUUAUCAUGAACAUCCCGUCCAGUUUGUGUUGGGGUCCCGUGAAACUUCCCCUCAAACGGCAGCACUGGAUCGGUGUACGUGAGGUCGCAGGAAUCUACUACAACCUUGACUCGAAGCUGAAAUUGCCAGACCAGAUUGGCAACGAGGACGAGCUCAGGAAGUUCCUGAAACACCAACUAAGGGGGAAGAACUGCGAACUUCUCUUAGUCGUAAGCGAGGAGGUGGAAGUUCACCAGAGCUGGAGGAUAGACGGGUGAUGUGAGGAAUCUCAAUCAAACCUGUUUUUGUAGCCACUACAGCUCUGCAUUCGAUGGACAGAUCCGAACUUUCAAACACAAUACAUAAAGAAAAUUUUAUCAGAGGAAAAAAGUACAUUUUAUUUCAGGUCUGCAUAUCUUAAAGUGAUUCGGUGGCCUAAAGUAUCCUACACAAGAGCUGGUGCUUUUUUUAAACAAAAAUUAUAUAUAUAAACUACUCUGUGUGGGACAACUUGAUGAGGGACAAUAAGUGUUUUGUUUUUGUCUUGUUGCUUUAGUAAAGAAAGAGUGUAUAAAGUAUAAAUAUCAAAAGGUAGUACAAGAUUAAGGCAGGCCAGGUAACACUUGACCUCUGGGGCCAAGGCUAAAUUAAAGCAAAAAUUCAAUUGAGCAGCAUGCUCCCCUUCCCAUUAAUGUCUCACUAGGCUCCUUCUCCUAUAGCAGGGGUUCCCAACCUUUUUUUAUGCCAAUGGCCAAUCCAUUGACCCCAGGUUGGGAACCCCUGUUCUGGAGAAUUUUCGAAGAAACACAGAAGAUGCUGCAAGCUCUCAGCGUUUUGGGCAGCAUCUCCGGAAAGAGAAUGAGAGAGAAAAACAACUACUGUGAUAAAUCUUCAGAGUUGAUGCAUGAUUUUGUAUUUCUGCCCCUGCACAGCUUGCUAAUGUUCUCUAGUUGAGAAUUAAAAAGGAUUAGAUUUCUAAACACUUGCUGUAACAUUAGGAAACCAAAAAGAGAUUAUUGCCAAUGGUGUUACUAAUAUAUAGAUGACUGGGAGAAUGCUUACGUUGGCCAAAAUUGUCCCUUUUUUUGUCCAUUUGGCCUUUGCACUCAGACUUAGUGACAAAUCAAGUUUUAAAUUGUUUUGGCUCUUUGUUUCUUAAAAUGGACACUAAACUUUGGUGGCCGCAUUGACAAUCUGGUCAAGAGUAGAGGGCACAGUUGGGAUCCUGUUGAUAAAGGGUUUCUAAUUGCUUUGUAGCUUGUUUAAAAAUGUGUAGCGCGUUACUGCCUAUGAGUUUUUCUGUGCAAUUCAAGUGCCCCGUUACUUGAAGUACUUCACACUAGGUGACGUCCAUCUCCAAGGAUGGGUAGGUCCCCUACAUACCCCCACGAGAUUUAAAUCCCUGCCACACAGAGUAUAAAGUCAACCGAUCUUGGCUUGAAGGGCUGGGUCAGAACUUGUCAUCAAUCCCCUAGCUCAAAGCCAUAUCAGAGGACAGUCAACAACAAAAAUCAGAACUUAGAACUUUGUCUACCAUCUACCAAAAUAAUGUGGGAAGAUGCGAUAAUAUGUCGCAUAGAACAAUUAGGCACACUUUUGGCACCUUAAAAAACGUUUUGACAAUCCAUCGAUAGAGUUUCUAAAGUCACAGAAGUUGAAGAUUUUUUAUCUAAUUUAAGUAAAUGUAUAUGCCAUAUUGGAGCUGAAUCACUGUAGCUGCAGGUAGUCAUCAAGAGCUGCAGGCUGAAUGGAAUAAUUCUAGAGGUUAAGGGUGUAUAUUUGCACUAGUAGGGUUUGUCAGUAGGUCGGACACCUGAUCUGCCCAUGUGUUUCCCUCCUCCAUAUUCUGUCAAGUCCGGCUACAUCAAGGGCGAGAAGAAUCAUCUCUGCUUCUUGCUUUGCCUUGUCCUAUGGAUAGUGUGACUUGGUGAAUUUGGAUUCCCUAGGUCAUGUUGAGUUUCUUUUUAAGAUUCUGGUUAAAUGGUGCAAUUUUGGAAUGAUGCCUCUCCAGUAGCAGCUGGGGCAAAUUUCCUUGGAUGUCAAUUGUCUUCAGAAGAUUGAGAAACAUGGGUAAUGCUCAUCAGUCAAGCCACACUUGGCUGCAGACAUUGUUUUGUUUUUAAUGAGGCUCGCCCUUCCGACUGGGUACAUGGGCACUCUGGGGCAGGCUUCCCUGGAAUUGGCACUGUUAAUGUCUUGUCCUUCAGUCAGUAAUUUGUGGACAGUGUCCUUCCAAAAUGACUGCAAAUUAAAAUCCUCUCAGUACUAUCCAAAUACACAACAAAAUUAUGUCUCAGGAGUGAUCAGAGGACAUUGAAAAUCAUGAUCCUUCUGUCCUUCAAUAUUCUGAUCUUCCAGAUGGACUUGAACCCACACAUUAAUGGACAGAAGAUGACAGAGUAGAGAAAUGCAUCAAGAUGCACACGAAGACCGCAUUAUGUGGUUCAAAAAUGACUGCUUAUUUGGGUAAAUUAGAACCCUCCCAUUAACAUCCAAAAUGUACAUUUCUAUAGUAGCUUUCCCAACCUUGGGUUGCCCUGAGGUGUUUCACAGUCAGUGCAGUCUUGUGAAAUAUAGAAGGGAUGACACUGAAGAACCCAGUGAUUCCUCCACUUCACACUUUUUAAAUUUGCCUCUGUUUACUGAGAGCUAAAGAUAGAAUGAGAUACCCAGAGGAUUUAACUUGAUUUGGUUAGAUAAUGAUGUGUAUUUUGAAGAAAACCCACAGAGAAGGGAGUUCCCUUGGUUCACUCCUCUGACCCAGCUUCUGAUGAGCAAAUUCAACAACGGUGAGAGAUGUUUGCAUGCCCUUGAGCUAACGCUCUAGAAAGCAAUAACUUUGUCCGUUCACCCCCCUUCAUCUAGCAGUUUAUUAUCAGAGCAACAGUGUGUAGAGUCAAUCCCAGAGUAAGGCUGCUGCUUAGACUCAGCUGGUUGAGCUAAGCAGUGUUUUCUAAGUGUCUGUGUGGGCCUUGAGUCAUUCAGGAUUCAGUGUAAUGGACCCAGGUCAUUAGUUUGUUUCUCAUGAAGUUUUUAAAGAUUUGGGCUUAUUGUCACUUGAGGUUAAGGAAUGAUCAAGCAGCCAGACGUGGAAAAGAUUUCAUUGAAGCUUGUUUGGAGCAGCAGAGAGAGAGGGAAAAGCAGAACAAUUGGGUUAACUGCACUACUGACAUUUCAAUAAGAAGCCAACAUCUAGACAGUAGCAAUAAAUCCAAAUCUGAAAACCUCUCGGAACUAUCAAGCCCAAGAGGAAGUGGAUGUUCAUCAUCUGCUGCUGGUACAAUCUAGUUUUAGUUGAAGCAAACAUAUUGGCCAGGAAUCAUCGUUAUCAUGUCAAUGCUUUCUCUCUUCAACAACAGGAUUUAUAUUGACAACUGAAACCUUCUGAACGGCUGGUCUCAUUAUCAUUGGGAAAGAUCGUUUAUUUGUUCCAUAUACCAGCCAUUGUUCUAACUCUGUUCCUGAAGGGGUUUUUUUCUAACUUAGCUGAAAAUGAAGAGAGAACUGCAACUUCUAUCUUUUCAAUACCUUCUCAAUCCCUUUUCCCUCAUGUUACUGUCACUUAAAUGGGAAGACUCCUUGUGCUUGAUCAGAUUAGCACUGUCAGUUUCUGGAAGAAUAGGGGGUGAAUCUGCUUUUGCACAUGUAAGGGUGUGUGCGUGUGUAUGUAAGUGUGUGUGUGCGCGCGCGCGCGCAGUUUAAUUUGAACAAUAUGGGCUUUGCAGGCUGAGCCAGCAUUUGUUUGUCCUUGCAAAGGUGAUGGUAUCCUGCCCUCCUAAAUGCUGCAGUCCUUGAGGCGUGAUAGUGACUAUGGUGUAAGGAGAGAGUUCAAGCACGUGAUCUAGUGACAUUGAAGGAACAGUGAGGUAUUAUCAGGUCGAUGUCUGUGUCUUGGAGGACAACCUUGGUGUUUCUAUUGCUUGUUCUUCUAGCUAGUAGAGGUGGAAAGUUUGGUAGGUCCUGUCUUGUUUCUAAGUUGUCAAUCUGGAGGUGAUAUUGAUUAGAUUAAAAAGGGCAAGCUUUGGUGACAGAAUGUGAAGGUUGUAUGCUCUGAGGACAACGUGGAAGCUCUUCUGCACGUGGUCUCUGUACAUUGAAGGGAUUAUAGAGAUGGUAUCAGUAGAUUGCGUUCAGGAGAUGAUAUCUGCGGAUUGGAAAUGGUGAUCUAUAUAGGAUGAGUUGGUAUUGUACAUUAUGUUGGGGUGGGAGGUAGGAACGGUUUAUGUAAGGUUUGGAGGAAUUGUUGCGAGAAGAUUUAUGUUGAAGGAAAGAUCUGUUAAGUAAUGAAGAGUUGUUUUUUCUCAAACCUGACGAGUAGUGCCUAUAAAUCUGAGUCUUUUGUUGCAGAAACCCAGCAUUUCUGGAUGUGACCGAAGUGUCAACGCCUUUAUCUUUUAUAUUGGCACAGACCAUAACACUGAGCUAGAAGGAAAUGCACUCAGGCAUUCAGUCUCUUGAUUUAGAUGCUGGGGUUAACAUUGAUCCCCUCAUUUUAGGAGGGGACAGUCAUUAGGUUAAUAUGUUCGGAGAGGUGACUCGGCAGUUCCCAGAUCAUCUUCGCUUCUCUUUCCCCAUUAACUGAAGUCAACAGGGAAAUAGAGUCCCUGAGCAAUCAGCAGAUGUCCAACAGGGGCUCCAAACGUGCGUAUCUCUACUGCCUCUGCACUUUAGAAAUCAAAAUAAAUUUAAAGAUAGCUAACACAGAACCUGGCAUGAUUGCAGGCACGAAUUAAAUCAGUACGUAUUUCUGUGAUAUUACCAUCUUGUCACUGUUUCUUACCCCUUGUAUUUGAGAGGGAGAAAAAUUGCUAAGCUGUAUAAUAAACACUAUGUUUUGGGUAAUUGUAAGGAUUCUUUUGUUUCAAAAUUCUCAGGCCACAGAAAAAUAAAAUUAUACAUUUCUACUUGA